Molecule: messenger RNA, 6250 nt
Organism: Acipenser ruthenus (sterlet)
Lineage: Eukaryota; Metazoa; Chordata; Actinopteri; Acipenseriformes; Acipenseridae
Product: zinc finger protein 521-like
Exons: 9
Coding region: 598-4674 (1358 amino acids)
Biological process (GO): regulation of transcription by RNA polymerase II
Cellular component (GO): chromosome; nucleus
Molecular function (GO): DNA-binding transcription factor activity, RNA polymerase II-specific; RNA polymerase II transcription regulatory region sequence-specific DNA binding; chromatin insulator sequence binding
Source: RefSeq, a predicted model, not a curated record
GAUGAGGAGGGAGCUCACAUCUUCUCUCUGCUCUUCUUUUACCAAUUUAGACGUAGACUUAGAUCAGAUCCAGCUCCAAAUCCAGGACUAGCUAACGGGAAUUAGAAAAGAGAGAUAGUCUAGAUUAGUUUGGUAUGUAGGGAAAAGUAUUUUUUUCCAUUUUUUUUUUUUUUUUAGUUUUGUUGCAGAUUUUUUUUUACACAGUGGGCGAUUACUGAUUUCUUUCCAACGCGUUUUCAGUAAAGGUUAAAUAUUAACAGAAUCGAUCCGUUUUCUUUCAAAGCGCGUAAAUACAUGUUUGCAAGCGGUUGUUUAUUACUGAAAAGCUGGGACAUUAUGCGACGGAAUUAUCAAUGUUUCGCCACUUUUUCUGAUUUUACAACUGCAAUACAUAAGUCGAUUUUUUAAAUGCAUUAGUUCUGAUCGGGUACUUAUUUUAAAAUCGCAGAAGUCCAACAGAUUUUUAAAAAAUAUUAUUAUUUUCGUUUUUUAUACUGAAAGAGCAAUUGUUACUGUCAUUUAAAAAAAAAAGAAAGGAAAUUGUACAGAAUAUCCGUUGUGUAGUCUGAAUUGAACAACUUCAGCUGUUUGCUUAGGAUGUCUCGCCGUAAGCAAGCUAAACCAAGAUCUUUGAAAGUAGAAGAAAAUGAGACGGAGGACCAGCAUGAUACUGUGGGGCAGACAGCCACUCCAAGCGAUCCAGAUUGUAAACUAGGAAAGAAAGCGGAGGAUGGCGAAGAAGGUGAUUUAACGAAGAGGCUUAUUUCUCUGGAGGAGGGGGAGGAGAUAGAGGAGGAAGCUCUGCACAGCUGCGACAGCUGCCUCCAGGUGUUCGAGUCACUGAGCGAUCUCACUGAACACAAGAUUAAUCAAUGCCAGCUGACAGACGGUGCUGAUAUCGAGGAUGAUCCUUCCUACUCUUGGCCAGCUUCCUCACCUUCUAGUAAGGACCAGACAUCACCAGGCCACGGGGACAGUUAUGACUUUGGAGAAGAUGAAGGUGGGACUGGGCUGCCCUACCCUUGCCAGUUCUGCGAGAAGUCUUUCAGUCGCCUCAGCUUCCUAAAGCACCACGAGCAAAGUCAUAGUGACAAGCUGCCCUUCAAAUGCACCUUCUGCAGCCGGCUUUUCAAACAUAAACGCAGUCGCGACCGGCACAUAAAACUCCACACCGGGGACAAGAAAUAUCAUUGCAGCGAGUGCGACGCUGCCUUCUCUCGCAGUGACCAUCUGAAGAUCCACCUGAAGACCCACACUUCCAACAAGCCAUAUAAAUGUGCAAUUUGCCGCCGCGGCUUUCUCUCUUCAAGCUCGCUGCAUGGCCACAUGCAAGUUCAUGAACGGAACAAAGAUGGCUCCCAGGCUCAUUCCAGGAUGGAAGAGUGGAAACUAAAAGAGACCCAAAAGUGCAGCCAGUGUGAAGAGGGAUUUGAUGUCCCAGAAGAGUUACAGAAACAUAUUGCUGAGUGCCACCCAGAGUGUUCCCCACCUCUGGAGAGAGCUGCCCUUCAGUGCAUUUACUGCCAUGAACUGUUUGCAGAGGAGAGCACCCUUUUGAGCCACAUUGACCAAGUACACAACAGAGAGAAGAAGGGUCACACUUGCACCAUCUGCUCUGAGCAUUUCCAAUUAGUGGAGGAUCUUUAUAGCCACAUGGACAUUCACCAGCAGCCAGAAUCUAGUAACCAUAGCAACAGUCCAUCCUUGUUGACGGUUGGCUACACCUCAGUAUCUAGUACCACUCCAGAUUCAAAUCUCUCUGUGGACAGCUCCACAAUGGUAGAAGUAGGUCCACCUUUGCCAAAAUCUCGUGGAAGGAAAAGGGCUGCACAGCAAGGGGCUGAAAUGUCUGCCCUGUCCUCUAAACAAGCAAAAAUCACCUUCAGCUGCAUAUACUGUAACAAACAAGUAUUCUCUAGUCUUGCUGUCCUGCAGAUACAUCUUAAGACUAUGCACCUGGAUAAACCAGAACAGGCCCAUACAUGUCAGUAUUGCUUGGAGGUCCUUCCUUCACUCUACAACCUGAAUGAGCACCUGAAACAGGUCCACGAAAACCAAGAUCAUACCGCUUUGCUUAGCUCUAUGCCCUCUACGGUCUUGCAAUGCAACUUCUGCCCCGAUGCACUCAGUGACCUCAAUGCUCUGCAGGAACACAUUCGCUGCUCCCAUGGCUUUGCCAGUCCUGUUGCCAAAGAGAGCAAUGCCUUCUUCUGCCCUCAGUGCUUCUUGGGGUUCCUUACCGAGACCACCUUGGAAGAACACAUCCGGCAGACCCACUGCGAUGGGGGAAAUGCACGGUUUGAUUCACCCUUGGCUGGAGCCCCCAAAGAUCCCAUUGUUGAGGUGUAUUCUUGUUCUUACUGCACCAACUCUCCCAUCUUCAACAGCAUCCUGAAGCUAAACAAACAUAUUAAGGAGAACCACAAGAAUAUCCCUUUAGCCCUGAACUACAUUAAUAAUGGAAAGAAGUCCAGCCGAGCCCUGAGCCCAUCAUCUCCUGUGGCUAGGGAGCAAGCUUCCCUUAAGAUUACACAGUCAGUUAGUGGUGUCACAUCCCGUUCAUCCAGUGAGUUUAUUUGCAAUCAGUGUGGUGCCAGGUAUUCCUCCCUAGAUAUGUUCCAGACCCAUCUCAAAACUCACCUGGAAAACCAGGUUCUGCCAAAACUGACCUGUCCUCAAUGCAACAAAGAGUUCCCCAACCAGGAAUCCUUGCUGAAGCAUGUGACCAUCCACUUCAUGAUCACUUCCACCUACUACAUCUGCGAAAGCUGUGACAAGCAGUUCACCUCGGUGGAUGACCUUCAGAAGCACCUGCUAGACAUGCAUACAUUUGUGUUCUUCCGCUGCACGUUGUGCCAAGAAGUCUUUGAUUCCAAGGUCUCCAUUCAGCUCCACCUAGCUGUGAAGCACAGCAAUGAGAAGAAAGUGUACCGCUGCACCUCCUGCAACUGGGACUUCCGCCAUGAGUCGGACCUGCAGUUGCACGUCAAGCACAACCAUCUGGAAAACCAGGGCAAGGUACACAAGUGUAUCUUCUGUGGGGAGUCCUUCGGCACGGAGGUAGAGCUGCAGUGUCAUAUCACCACCCACAGCAAGAAGUACAACUGCAAGUUCUGCAGCAAGGCCUUCCAUGCCAUCAUCCUUCUAGAGAAACACCUACGAGAGAAGCACUGUGUCUUCGAGGCCAAGCCUCAGAACUGUAGCACCAACGGCUCAGCUGCUGUUACUGAGCAGGUCCCGAAAGAUGAAGUAGAGCUGCAGAGCCUUAUGGCCAACAGCCACGAGUCUCACAACAGCCAUGAUGGAAGUGAGGAGGAAGUUGACACCUCUGAACCUAUGUAUGGCUGUGAUAUCUGCGGAGCAGCCUACACCAUGGAUUCCCUGCUCCAGAACCACCAGCUGCGUGAUCACAACAUCAGGCCUGGGGAGAGUGCCAUUGUCAAGAGGAAGGCUGAGCUGAUCAAAGGCAAUUACAAGUGCAAUGUCUGCUCCAGAACCUUCUUCUCUGAAGGUGGGCUCCGGGAGCACAUGCAAACCCACCUGGGGCCUGUCAAGCACUAUAUGUGCCCCAUCUGUGGUGAGCGUUUCCCUUCUCUUCUUACUCUUACAGAGCACAAGGUCACGCACAGCAAGAGUCUGGACACAGGCAACUGCCGCAUCUGCAAGAUGCCCCUGCAGUGCGAGGAGGAUUUCCUUGAGCAUUGCCAGAUGCACCCAGAUCUGAGGAACUCUCUGACAGGCUUCCGUUGUGUGGUGUGCAUGCAGACAGUCACGUCCACUUUAGAGCUGAAGAUUCACGGCACCUUCCACAUGCAGAAGACAGGCACCAUGUCAAGCAACCAUCCUGUAGGGCGUGUUCAUCACCUCCAGAAACUUUAUAAGUGCGCUUCCUGUCUUAAGGAGUUCCGUUCCAAGCUGGAACUGGUCAAGCUGGAUAUAAACGGACUCCCCUAUGGGCUCUGUGCUUCCUGUGUCAGUGGCAGGAAGAGUGCCAGCCCGGCGGUAAACGGCGGCAAACAGCAAGUAACAGUGGCGGGAAGCCAUGGAGAAACACUCAGCCCCAGUGAGAGCAAAAGCAAGGCUGCUUCCAACAAGACAAGGUGUUCCAGCUGCAACGUGAAGUUUGAAUCUGAAGCCGAGCUCCAGAACCACAUCCUGUCCUUCCACAGGGACCUUGUUCCCGAUGGCAACAGUGGUCAGCUGAAAACCCCACAAGUGUCCCCGAUGCCCAGGGUCAGCCCCUCACAGGCUGAAGAGAAGAAGACAUACCAGUGCAUAAAGUGUCAGAUGAUUUUCUACAGCGAGUGGGACAUUCAGGUUCAUGUCGCCAAUCAUAUGCUUGUAAGACCCCCACAGAACUUCAAAAUGGAACUUUUCACACCAAAUCACACACAAGAGGAAGGCUUGAACCACGAGUGUAAACUCUGCAACCAGACCUUUGACUCGCCAGCCAAACUGCAGUGCCAUCUAAUAGAACACAGCUUUGAAGGCAUGGGGGGCACCUUCAAAUGCCCUGUCUGCUUCACAGUUUUUGUGCAGGCCAGCAAGUUGCAGCACCACAUCUUUUCUGCUCACGGUCAAGAGGACAAAAUCUACGACUGCUCACAAUGCCCCCAGAAGUUCUUCUUCCAGACAGAGCUACAGAACCAUUCAAUGAGUCAGCACAGCAGUUAGUGUGGAAGACGCCCUCUGCUCUGAGAAAAGAUGCGUGGGAAAAAAAAAGCUUGGAUCACUUACUGUUACUUUUUGCACGGAACUAUCAUUGCAAAUGUAUAUGAUAACGGAAACAUUGUAUUCUAAGAAAAAAAAGCCCUGUAUUAUCUAAAAAAAAAAAUACAUUGAACGUUUGUGUAUUUGAAUUUUUAAGCACCAGGCUGACUUAAUGUAAAUACAGUAUUUCACAUGUGUUGUUACUACUCCAGCUGCCAGACACUAAAUUGUCUCAUAGUACCCAGGAUACAGACCCUAUUCCAAAGAACUGCAUCACAAACAAAAGGAGAUCUGCACAUUCAGGAAGGAUGUUUCAACAAACCUGUACAAGGACUGUCAAUGGCGUUGAGAAGACGACUGCCAGGAUCAGUUAACACUGACUAUAUUUGCUAUUGUUUCAGUGCAGGAUGUUUUAAUGUUUUCCACAUUUAACAUAAAGAAGAGCUGCUCCAGACCACCCCCACAAAUAAGGACUGUUGUCAAGCAUAGAGCUCAUUGUUACUGAAGAGUGACCUGAUCUAAAAGAAUGCGGUCUGAAUGAUUUGGUCUAACUGUGUGCAGAGUAAUGGAUAACACUCCCGUGUAUGCAGUAGUUGUAAGAUAGAUUGGAAACACAGCUUUUCUUCUGGAAACUGUCAGAAGCUUAAGCCUUCUGUAAUAUUUUCAGCACAGCCAAAUCUCAAGUCAAUUAAACUAACCUGUAUGCUACUGUUAUUAAUGUUUACUCUGCAGCCUGAACCUGGAGAUUACUGGAAUUGUUUUUGCAAUAGGAAAUAAAUCCAAUUUACCUUUAGGUACUGGAGUCAGUUUUCUAUUCAUUUCCUACAUGUAAUUACAACAGAUAAAUCUCUUUCAUGUUCCUCUCAGAUUCUGGUAAACAGCCCAAGUCACAUGGAAUGCCUGUCAAAUAAGCUGUCAGUCAGUAUGACAUGACGAAUCAUCAUUUAGUGAUAUCUCAAAUACAAUUUUAAAUACUUCAUAUCACUCAGAUUUUAGAUAUAUUUUAUAUUGACAGUUUGGGGAAUUAUUAUUCAUAAGCAUCUUCGGCAGGGGAUUCCACGGGGAGCUUUGCAUCAGCUCCUUACCAUUCUACAGCAGACCUACUGGUCCGGUGAGGCUCAAAAUGAAAACCUACAGUGCUGGCCUUUGUCCUCCAGGAGCCAGAGUUUCCUGUGUGUAAAGAGGCAAUAGGCUUGAUUGUGGGAUUUUAAUUUGAAACAGCUUUGAUGUGGUUUCGAAAAAACAAUUAAUAUUAAUCAGUGUAUAUUUCUCUGUUUUUUCUUUUUCUGAACUGUACAAUGCUGCCCAUGUCUGCACAGUUGAGAACCCCUGAUAGGAGCAGAAUGUUAGUUGACCACGAUAUUUAAAUUAACCACAAAGUAUGUAUAUUUUUUAACAGAUAUCAACUUUAAAAGACAUUUUAUUUAAUUUACUUGUCAAUAUGUUAUGUGUUUCUGCCACUUGGAAUCACACAAUAAUGUAUUGGGUCUUGUCAUAAUUCAUUUUUUGAUUAAAAAAAAUGUCUGUGUUCCCUAUAAAA